AUGGAAGCAGGAUUUUUGGAAAAUGAAAGGAACCAUCAACAAGCAGCAGCUGUCAAAUAUGACCGUGCAAAUGCUGUGUUUGUAGUCCUGGCACGAAACAGAGAGCUAAAUGGCAUUAGAAAAUCAAUGCGCCAAAUGGAAGACCGCUUCAACCGCAAAUUCAACUAUCCCUAUGUUUUCCUCAACGAUGAAGAGUUUUCUGAGGAAUUUAUUGCCCUCACAUCAUCUCUAACAAAAGGACAGACCUUCUAUGGCAAAAUUGAUGAAUCCAUGUGGGGAUAUCCUAGUCACAUCAACCAGACAUAUGCCGCAGAAUGUCGUAAGAACAUGCAAGACAACAAGGUCAUUUAUGGUGGUAGCGAAUCUUAUCGCCACAUGUGCAGAUUCCAGUCUGGCUUCUUUUUUAGACAUCCUUUACUAGAGACAUUUGAAUACUACUGGCGCCUUGAACCAGAUAUUGAAUAUUACUGUGAUGUAAAUUACGAUGUGUUCAAGGUUAUGAAAGACAAUGAUUUCAAGUAUGGGUGGACCAUCUCUCUCACAGAGUACAUGGCUACUAUUCCUACCCUCUGGGAGACUACCAAAAAGUUUAUCGCUGCCCAUCCGGAAUACAUGGAAACUGGGCCAGAAAGUCUCCGAGAAUGGAUUACUGAUGAUAACUUUAAGACUUACAAUGGUUGCCAUUUCUGGUCCAACUUUGAGGUUGGUUCCCUUAAUUUCUUGCGUAGUGAGCGCUACAUUAAGUUCUUUGAACAUUUGGAUAAGGUCGGUGGUUUCUUUUACGAAAGAUGGGGUGAUGCGCCUGUUCACUCGUUGGCUGUGGCACUUAUGCUGAAAAAAUCUGAGGUCCAUUUCUUUAAUGACAUUGGCUACAAGCAUAAUCCUCUCAUGCACUGCCCUAUAGAAGGCUACCUCCAGAAAUCUUGCCAUUGCAACAAACAAGAGAACUUUGACUGGAACAACUGGAGUUGUGCAACCCGUUACAAGAAGAUCCACCCCGAGUUUAUCUGGAAUGAACACACGUUCAAAAACAAGACCAGCCCCUUCAUACCCACACCAGGAACAAUUAUAUAG
This is a messenger RNA of Phycomyces blakesleeanus NRRL 1555(-), 1074 nucleotides long. Its product is annotated as glycosyltransferase family 15 protein. Gene Ontology annotation, biological process: protein O-linked glycosylation; protein N-linked glycosylation; cell wall mannoprotein biosynthetic process. Gene Ontology annotation, cellular component: membrane; Golgi apparatus. NCBI's taxonomy places the organism in Eukaryota, Fungi, Mucoromycota, Mucoromycetes, Mucorales, Phycomycetaceae. The record is from RefSeq and is a predicted model, not a curated record. The transcript is spliced from 6 exons. Gene Ontology annotation, molecular function: alpha-1,2-mannosyltransferase activity. Bases 1 to 1074 code for a protein of 357 amino acids.